AUGUCUGAGCAAAACCGAAAGGUAGUACCCGCGCAAUUAGGCUUUCUAGCCAUCUACAAUCCUUCCUUAGGGUCUACCGAUGAUACACUCGACAAUCAAAUUGUUUAUUAUUACCCCUCGAUUAAGCAAAAUGAACACAAAAGAAGUGUCUUUACGGAUACGAAAGAGGCGCGCGCUUUUGCGAAGGAGCAAAAGAAUGAACAAUUGAGACAGAUUGGGCUUGCUCAAGGAAUGGUAGAAUUUGGGAGGAGUUUUUCAGAGGGUAAAUCAGUGAAUACUAUAGAGACUGAGAAAUCUCGCAUUAUUCUUCAUGAAUUAGAAUCUGGCUGGUGGAUAUUAGCUUCGAUCAACCUCACGAUAUUGCCGAGCACAGCAAAGACACCAGUCAACAACGGAAAAUCUGCCGAAGAACAAGGAACCGUCGAAUAUUCCUCUCGAGAAGUUAAACCUGCGAUACUACUCCUGGCAGACGUAUUAAGAGCACACUCGACUUUUCUCCUUCAUCAUGCUGCUUCGAUGAGCGCUCUCUUUGUUCGAACGAAGCGCUCCAAAUUUGUGAGCAUUUUGGGUAGAUAUUGGGAUACAUAUCUCUCGACAUGGAAUGUACUUAUGCAUGGAAACCCUGCCAACAAUUUGUAUGGGGGGAUAAAACUUGCUGCAUGCGGGGAACUUGGGGUAGGAGUCGGAGAGGAGGAAAGGGGGAGUGGCGAGAGAGAAGCCCUCGAAGGAUUCGUUGGACAAAUGGAUGGGCUUGUGGAUGUGAUGGUCUCAAGAUUCGGAGACGCGCGAUCUAAUUCGAAAGAAGAUACCAGUAAAGGCUUUACCGAUCGUCCCAAACAACCUGCUGCCUGGCUGGGUUCUGGAAAUGAACCCGCGGCAGAGGAUGGUGCAAUUUUCCUCGGUACUGGAGCUUUGUCAAGGAAAUCAGUUAAAGAUAUUUCACAUUGGGUUGAGGAUCUCUAUAGAUGGGGUCCGUAUACUUAUGGAGUUCUCGAUAAUCCUUCUUCUACCCGUCGCGCAAAAAGACAGCCUAAGCCCAGGCCAAGACUUGACUCAAAACUUGGAGAUACAAAAAAUGCUGGCCGACCAACAUCUAGUCUCAGUAAGGAGAUACCUAUUCAUGAUGGACUUAAUGAUGGACCUAAUGAUGGACCUGUGCCUAGUCGAUCUUCAAGUAUCAGUACGGUCGAGCCCAGGCCAGUAGUGGAACAAGAUGAUCAAAUUGAUCAACCCAAACUCAAAUCCAUACCGCCAUACCCGAAAGUUCGCAGAAAUCCUGCCAGUCAUACAAGUACCGAAGGCACUGAAAGCACAGAUGGUGAAUCGAAGGGUAAAAAGUUUACGCAAUACUUGAAAUUUGGUUAUGGAACUCAUUGGUCUUUAGGUGGAUCUUCAGCAAAAGAAGAAGAGCGUAGCAGACCCUCGAGUAACACAUCUACUCUUGUUUCUUCGAUUGAUGGUAUUGUCAAUACAACUGGAACAUCAACGCCCACACAGGAGUCCGACGAUUCUAAAGGACACUAUUUAGUAGGUCUAAUGGGUGAUAUGGACAGUGAAACGACUUUACUCGUGGAUUCUAACGACGAAGACGAAGAUCUCGAGAGUCAAAGCCAUCGACUUGUACUCCGUACCUUAACAGUAGAAUUGGAACGCGAAGAAGAUGCUCGCCAGGAAGCUGAUAUCAGUAUUGAUUAUUCCAAUUUUGGCACUUCAUUCAAAAACGCUAGCGGUUCGGAAGGUACAGGUCAUUCUCAUGGUUCAUUUGAAAGCCAAGAUCGAAACAAAGUGAAAAAAUUAAGAGUCGUGGCUUAUGCAAGCAAACCAUUCAUUUUCAUUUUCCUUUUUGAAUUACGAGCAGAUACCUUGGCUUUGAAGGGUUUAUACCGUUCUCUUCAUAAACAACUCCAGUCUCUCAUCAAACCUCUUCUUAAAUCCACAUCGUUUCGAGCUCCUAAACCAGAAGUUCCGAUUUCUCCUCUUGCAAAUACGAAGAAUCCAACAGCUCCCAUAUACGAUCUUCUCUGGGACCCAAAAUUUCUAACUCUUGACUCAAAUAUUCCCAAUAUACCCGAUCCUCAACAAGUUCAAACACAAGAACAAGCGGAUAGUCUUCCUUGGUCUCGAAUUGAAGCGCUAAAUACACAUCUACAGAUUAGGUUAUUGGAUUCUUUGGACUCGCAUUCCUGCACCUCCCCUGCACCUCCCGAAUCGAUCACAAAUCCGACUUCGAAAGUGAAAAUUCCGCCACUUAUACCGGAGAACUCGGCGGAAAGUCAGACGAGUAAAACUUUUAUGGGAGAACUUAGUGAUAAGGGUAGGAAGAAUAAAGAUAUGGAUGCGAGCAUCAAAGCAAAUAGUAAAGCGCAAACACAGAGUACAGUAGUCAGUGGGCCUGCACAUCCGUUUUUGGAUGAUGGUGCCGCUGAGGAAGGGGCAGAGGAGAGGAAUAUGGAUAAAGAGAUUUUUCUAAUUAGGAGGGCGAGUGAUUAUGUGGAGGCGGGACAAGGGAGAGGUUACGGGUAUGGGUAUGCGGGGUGGGGAAUGGGUGGUCAAGGAGCAGGGACAGGAAGUACGGCGGAUGCGGGGUGGGGAGCUGCGGGAUUAGGGUUAGAUACUAAGAGGUAUAUUGAGGGGUUGUUAAGUUUGAAUCGAUAG
Messenger RNA from Botrytis fragariae, 2655 nucleotides. RefSeq names its product putative vacuolar fusion protein ccz1 protein. The transcript has 3 exons. Bases 1 to 2655 code for a protein of 884 amino acids. Gene Ontology annotation, biological process: vesicle-mediated transport. NCBI's taxonomy places the organism in Eukaryota, Fungi, Ascomycota, Leotiomycetes, Helotiales, Sclerotiniaceae. The record is from RefSeq and is a predicted model, not a curated record. Gene Ontology annotation, cellular component: intracellular membrane-bounded organelle; Mon1-Ccz1 complex.